Abrus precatorius (Indian licorice) is the source of this 1098-nucleotide messenger RNA. RefSeq lists its product as uncharacterized. Bases 1 to 1098 code for a protein of 365 amino acids. The record is from RefSeq and is a predicted model, not a curated record. Lineage: Eukaryota; Viridiplantae; Streptophyta; Magnoliopsida; Fabales; Fabaceae. The transcript has a single exon.
AUGGCAGACCAGAAUAGGAAUAGAACCUUAGGGGAUUAUGCAAUUCCUAAUUUGCAAGGCUUUAAUUCUUCUAUAAUCAGGCCAACUAUCCAAGCUAAUCAUUUUGAGAUUAAACCUGCCUUAUUACAUUUAGUUCAACAGGAUCAGUUCUCAGGAGGAAAUUCUGAUGACCCUAACUUACAUAUCUUAAAUUUUUUACAGCUUUGUGACACAAUCAGGAUAAAUGGGGUCAGUGAAAAAGCCAUCAGACUAAGAUUGUUCCCUUUCUCCUUGAGAGAUAGAGCCAAGUGUUGGCUUCAAGCUCAACCACAGGGUAGCAUUUCUACAUGGACAGAUUUGGUGAACAAAUUUCUGAUUAAGUACUUUCCUCCUUCAAAAGCUGCAAAAAUCAUAGGGGAGAUUACUUCAUUUGUUCAGCAAGAUGAAGAACCAUUAUAUGAGGCAUGGGAAAGGUACAAAGAGCUACUAAGGAAGUGUCCUCAUCACUGCAUACCUGAGUGGAUGCAGCUGGAAACAUUCUACAAUGGGAUGACUGCUGCAACUAAAACUAUGAUUAAUGCAGCAGCUGGAGGAUCACUGAGUUCAAAGACAUUGGAGGAAGCUCAGCAGAUUAUCGAAAUGAUGGCAUCAUCCAUGUAUCAACAUAUGAAUGAAAGGCAAGUUGCAAUGAGAGAAGGCUAUGAUGCAAAAUCCAUAGAAGCUUUAUUUGUUCAAAACCAGUUGCAGAAACUGCAAUUUUCUGAACAAAUUGCUGCAUUAACUCAGCAAAUUAGCAACAUGCAGACUAGUAGUAUGCCAACUCCACAACUGAUUUGUGAUUUCUGUGGUGGCAACCAUGCAAAUGGAGAUUGUGAUCCUACAACUAUGGAACAAGCUGACCAAAUCAAUUAUAUGAACAAUUACCAAAGGCCACAACAACCACAUCCACCUGGUUUUCAGUCUAAUAACAAUAGAGGGCAGCAACAAUUUUACAAAUGGAAUCUACAAAAUUCAAAUGCAAGAGGAAAUACAAGUUCUGCACCUUUUCCAAGUGCAAUACCUCAACCGCAACAGCAAUACUUCCAAGGGAAUUCCUCUGCACAGUUUCAGAAAAAUUAA